Messenger RNA from Fonsecaea pedrosoi CBS 271.37, 1458 nucleotides. RefSeq lists its product as uncharacterized. The transcript is spliced from 2 exons. Gene Ontology annotation, molecular function: monooxygenase activity; iron ion binding; oxidoreductase activity, acting on paired donors, with incorporation or reduction of molecular oxygen. Bases 1 to 1458 code for a protein of 485 amino acids. The record is from RefSeq and is a predicted model, not a curated record. Lineage: Eukaryota; Fungi; Ascomycota; Eurotiomycetes; Chaetothyriales; Herpotrichiellaceae.
AUGUUGCUGACCCCGUUCUCAGUCUUGGUUGUCGCCCCUGCUCUCGCCCUGCUCAGCGGCAUCCUCAUCGUCCUCUACCAAUGGGUUGACGUGCUGAUCCGGCGUCGCCGCCUUCCUCCCGGGCCAUUCCCUUUGCCCUUGGUCGGCAACCUCUUCCAGCUGCCUCGGGAGAAGCAAUGGUGUAAAUUGGAGGAAUGGUCAAAGGUCUACAACAGCCCCAUCAUCACGUACUGGGAAGGGUGCAAGGCCACGAUCGUGUGCAACGACGCCUGGACCAUCUCGGAACUCAACGACCGACGCGCCAAUAUCUACUCGUCGCGCCCGUACAAGACGGUCACGGGCAAGCUGUUCGGGCUGUAUGAUAUGAACCAGGCGGGGUUGCCGUAUGGUGAUCGAUGGCGGCUGCACCGGCGAUUGACGCACGCCGCGACGAAUGCUUCGAUAGUGCACAAUUACCAGCCUUUUCAAGGUCAAGAAGCCAAGAUCCUCGUCAACGACUGCCUGGAGCGACCUGAGUCCUUCGUCGACGCGGUGGAUCGAUACACCGUAUCAGUCGUGUCGACGAUCGCCUGGGGUCGGCGGAUCAGGGCGUACGACGACCCGGUUCUCCGCGUCGCGCAGGCAUUUGUGGGAUCGUCGUCGCUCGCGCUGCCCGGUCGGUGCUGGACCGAAGCGAUCCCCAUCCUCGCCGACAUGCCCAACUGCCUCAACACGCUGCCGGCCAUGAUGAAGACGCUGGCGACCAGCUCGAACAAGUACUUCUACGCGCUGUGCGAAGAGGGCGCCAAACAGCCCGAAGACAACUUUGCCAAGCGGCUGAUCCGCGAGGGCGAGGACGGGCUCGGUCGUGUCGACAUUGCCAAUUUGACGGGCAACUUCAUGGGAGCGGGCGUCGACACGACCAGCUCGUCCCUCCUCUCGUGCAUCCUGGCCAUGUGUCUCUUCCCGGACGUCCAGGCGAAAGCCCACGCCGAGCUGGACCGCGUGGUCGGCCAGGACCGGUCGCCGACGUGGUCCGACGAGAGCCAGCUGCAGUUCAUCUACGCGCUCGUCCAGGAGACGUUGCGCUGGCGCCCUGUCUUCCCGCUCGGCGGACCCCAACACUGCCCGAUCCAGGACGACGAGUACCAGGGCUACCGGAUCCCCAAGGGGACGCCCAUCCUGGGCAACCUCUACGCCAUCAACCGCAACCCGCGCGAGUACCCGGAACCCCUGGAAUUCCGACCCGAGCGCUUCAUCGGAGACCUCGAACGGCCGUACCCUAAUAAAAAGGGACAUAAUGUCUUCGGCUGGGGUCGGCGGGUCUGUAGCGGCGAGUCGCUAGCGCAGCAGAGUCUCUUCUUCACCAUCGCGUGCCUGCUGUGGGCGUUUGAGAUCAGACCAGGAUUAGACGACAAUGCAAGUUUCUUUUCCUCUAUCAAAAUCUUUGACACACAGAAAGGAACCCCUUCAAGGUGA